Molecule: messenger RNA, 6105 nt
Organism: Phycodurus eques (leafy seadragon)
Lineage: Eukaryota; Metazoa; Chordata; Actinopteri; Syngnathiformes; Syngnathidae
Gene: cfap65
Product: cilia and flagella associated protein 65
Exons: 35
Coding region: 94-5301 (1735 amino acids)
Source: RefSeq, a predicted model, not a curated record
CAAAUUACCUUACACGGAUGUUUUUUUUUUUUAAUAUAUAAAACAAAUGGAUUAAGUUGUUGCUUUCGCAAAGUUGUCAUACUUUAAGAAGUCAUGUUAGCUGAAUCUGAGGGCCCAAAGCCAACUGGGUCAGAAGCACUGUGGAACAAUUUCAGACAUCCAGGGACUCAGCUGAAGUGCCAGCGGCGUGCCCCUGUUCAAAGAAACUGCUUCCUGGGACUGGAAACGAAGCCUGAGCUGCUUUGGGAGGACUGGGAUGAGGGCAGGGAAUUCACAAAAUCGCUAACGUUAAAGAACAUUGGCCUCAAGCUCCAGAAACUUCAGCUAAGACCUCCAGUGACCAAAUUCUUCAGCAUCUCCAGUUCCCGGAACAUCACGGUGAGCCCAGGGACGACUUUGUCCAUACCAGUCACCUUUAGACCUACCCAGAAGUGUAAGUACGAGGACAGCAUUGAGUUUCAGAGUAAAGAUGGCACUUUCCAAGUAAUCCUUCAGGCUGUCAUUCCCUAUGCGGCCCUGGGAGUGCCGGACACUGUACUCCUCCCACUCUGUGCUGUGCAUCAGUCUGCUUCUGCUACUUUUCUGUUGAAGAAUCUCAGCAAACUCGACACUUACUUCCAUUGGGAGUGUUCUGAACCCUUUCAAGUGAGUCCAGAGGAAGGUGUGCUGAAGCCCAGCCAGGAGAUUCAGCUCAUGGUCCUGUUCCAACCACAGCAAGCGCUGUUGUACAACCAACAUGCCUAUUGUAGCUUUGGAGAGGAAGGACAGAAAGUCGACUGCUGUGCCACAGUGCUUCUUCAGGGAGUGGCCAAGUACCCAUGUCUUCAACUGAGAAGCCCAAGUUCUAAAGCUGAGAAACAACAUGGUGGUCCAGUGCUUAACUUUGGUUCUGUGGCAGUUGGACAAAGUUUACAGAAAUGUUUUGACAUCUGUAAUCCUUCUCAUGUUACUGCAUUUUUCUCCCUUACCCGACUCUCUGGAGGGGUGCCCUUGUUGGGGACCGAAUUCUUCUGUGAUGUCAGCAGUGGUAAAGUUGCCCCAGGUGGAAGUAUGUCGGCUAAAGUCACCUUUGUGCCUACUGUUGCUGGUUCUGUCUCUGUUGAGUAUUUUACUGUAGAAUGCAAAGGGGCACUCAACAAAACAGUGCUUAAGCUCAUUGGAAACUGUGCAGGUCCCAAGGUCUCAUUUUCUUCAUCUGUGGUUGACUUUGGCUGUAUUGAAGUGGGAGCCACAGCGUCACAGACAAUUGAGAUGAUCAAUUCUUCAUUUGUUCAGGCGAAUUAUCAAUGGGACCUUGACUGCGCUGGACACAGUGUGUUCAGCAUCCAACCACAAUGUGGCACCUUAAAUGUGAAGAGCCGUGUAACACUGACUAUCUUCUACCGCCCCACUGUGCCUAUUGCCCAUCACAGAAGCGUGCCUUGUUUUAUACUGCACGGGGAGCCUUUGUUUCUUGACCUGAUUGGUACCUGUCACUCAGAUAUCCAGAAACCAGCUGUACUCACACCAGAACAUUUGGGAGAUAGUAAAGAGGAUUGGUUGGACGUCAUUAACGUCCUACUUCCAAACAAUAGCACACAACUGGAGCCACAAGCAUUCUGCUUAUCUGCGGAUGAAAAGUCAAGCCGACAAACCGAUAAUGUGUCGAUUGUAAGGUCAGUCACUCCCAAGGAAGACAAUGACCAACCCAGCUCGGCGGAGGAGGAUUCACCUGGUUUAUCUUCACCCGCUACACGCGUAACAGUGGUGCCCAGUGAGCUGCUGUUUCAUCACACCAGAUCCUCCUGCUCCUCCAUGUCUACUUCAUCUGCAACUUCUCAGGGUGUGGCCAUCACCAAUCACUCUGCUGUGAAACUCACCCUGGUGUGGACCAAUGCCACAGACUCUCCAUUCUCUGUCUCUCCGUCAACAAGUGACCUUUCCCCGCUGAAGUCCACCUCAUUCAGAGUGGCAUACAAUCCUAAGGAACUAAAUGUACUCCAUGCAGCUCAACUUGAGUGCCUAGCUUUUAAAGUAGUGCAGCAAAGUCAGUCUUGUGAAAAUGAGGAACAGAUAUGUCCACCUUGGUGUGUCAUUGUCCGAGUCAUCGGCCAUUCUUUUGAGGAUGGCAAAGAGCACAUGUACCCUCACUGCUCUCUUGAGCCAAAUAAUGUGGUAUUCACGGGCCUUAGUGUUCGAUCCAGUCAGACAUUGCUCCUCCACAAUAACGGAGAGCACCCCCUCACUUUCUUUCGGAACUUAAACGACAGCUUGGACCCCACCUUGGAAGCAACGGUGUCAGUAGUGCCAAGGUGUGGCUUGCUCUUGCCUGGGCAUCAUCAAAUCCUCACCGUCAUAACUACUCCUAAAGAAGACCAUCCUAAAGAGGGAAUUAAGCUGCGCCUUCAACUCAAUUCCGGCAUACACACAAAGGAAAUUACAGUUUUCAGCAUAUUGGAAAAGGUUAGUGUGUCACUUGCAGGAGGCGGUAGUUUAUAUUUCCAAGAUACAGCUGUGGGCUCACCCACCCAGCAGACUCACCUCAUCAGGAACGUCUGCUGCAUACCUCUAAGCUUCCAAUGGAACAUUCGGGAGUCUGACCAGGAGCUCAUCUCCGUUCAACCAAAAGCUGGUGAACUGCAAGCCAAUGAAAGUGCGCAGCAGCAAUGGUCCUUCAAUCCAAGGGAAGAGAAAACAUAUGUCCUUCAACCUACUCUCACCUUCUGGCCAAUCCAGGACCCCAAUUAUGAAAAGUCUAUCCUUACGCUCAAAAUAGUGGGAAAAGGCGCCAGAGGCUUCAUACAGGCAGUUAAAGACGUUCUAGACAUGGAAGACACUCUGGUUGGACGUUCUCAGUCAAUUCAUGUUCCUCUGAUGAACAACAGUACUUGCUCCAUCUCCUUCGUUGUCUCCGUUAAACAGACGCUACAAGAUGAGCAACUUCAUCAGGACCCUAUACCGGCAACAAUUGCCCUGCAACUUGAUUGUGAAGGGGGAACCGUGGCCUCGCACUCUGCAUUCAUGCUCCGAGCCACAUUUAGGCCGGAUCGACAAGCACAGUAUGGGUGGACCAUCAAUUACCAGACACAGAAUUUCAGUGGCAUGCCGUUGUCCCCUCCCCAACCAGUGUGUGAAGUGCGCGGCAAAGGUGUAUUCCCCACCCUGCAGGUGACCGACGUGUCUAGUGGCGGCGUUGUGGCUUGGCUCAGGAAGACAUACGUUUGGAAACUCCUGUCAGUGGACAGCCUCAAUGGGCAGCUGGUCUGCAUGCCUUCCCCUGUGGAGCACAGUUACAGAAGCCCAAGACGGCAUAGUAUGCGCACGUACCCAACGAUCCUAAUCAAAGCCAUGCUGGAUUUGAACUUCAGUGCAGCUCCCGUGAAAUCAAAACCUUCAACUUUUGGAUUGGUGCUUUAUAAUCCUGGCAGCAUCCCUGUAGAGUGGACCUUCUUGUUUCCAGACGACCAACAAGUAGACUUUAAGCACUGGAGCCAUGGAGAAGAGUUAUAUCACAAUGAGCUAGAGCAGAUGCAGGUUGUGGAACUUUUUAGCAUUUCUCCCCUUUCAGGAACUCUGCUUUCUGGCCAGCAGAAGUCAGUACAGCUCAGCUACAGCCACACUGUUGCUGGGACACAUCAGUUGCCAAUCAUAUUGAAAAUCUUCCAUGGCAGAGAGAUCUUGCUGCACUUCCAAGGGGUGACAGUGGAGCAAGAGAGACCACAUCUGUACUUUUUAUCCAGGCAUCAUGUUUUCACUCCUAUAAAGAUUGGGGGUUUAACCCCUCCAAUACAGACGUAUGAACUUUACAAUGGCGGCGAUGUUCCUGUCCAUUACGAAGUGGACGCAGGUGUGCUGUCACAGCUACAAGAAAACCAUUUUAACCAACCGCUGCUCUGUUGCCUCAACCCAGUGGGAGUCGCCCUACCUGGGAAGAUGGCAAAGCUGGAAUUCAUUUUCUCCCCAUUGGAGGCCAAGAUGCAUAGUAUGGAUGUUCCCAUUCACGUCCGACAUGGGGAAACUACAGUAGUGAGGUUCGAUGGUUGCGGCUUGGGUACUCAAAUAGAUGUGUUCCCAAGCAGUGAUACCAAACCUGUGCCCUGUGUGCGGAGGAUACCCCUCCCCGGGCAGAAUGCAUUCCUGUCGGAGGACAAUAUCUCUCUCGGUGACAUCCCGGUGUGCUCACAAUCUUCAAGAGUCUUCUUCCUCACUAAUGUGUCCUUAAAGGAAAUCCUCUAUAAAUGGUGCUUGACUCAGGUGAUCCGGAUACAUCCUAAACAAGGCCUUCUACAUCCAGGAGAAAGCAUCUUUUGUGUGCUAACCUUCACGGCAACAGACUACCCCACUAUUUAUCAUCUCGACAUCAUCUGUCAGCUGACACAGCAGGCCGCACUGACUCAAUAUUCUGAGGCUCUGCAGCAUUGGGAGCAGAAACGAGAUCAGCAGCAAAAUGAAUUCACCAUCACAGAGCGGGACCUUGCAGAAAGCCAAAAAGUUCCUGCAGCUGCUACUCAAAUGAAAGGGCCACCACUGGGCAAAUACAAGACUCUUCCACCUAUUUGUAGCAGAUUAGCACGAGCAGAGCAGCGGGCUCAGUGUGAAGCUGUAAAAGUGUGGAAACGGCCGACCCCGCCUGAACCUACGCUGCUACAUCUGGAGGUGACGGCGCGCUCCUAUCAUUCGCAGGAAUAUCUCAGAUACUUCCCUGACCCCUUCAAUAAUCGCUUUAGGUGCUUCCACUCCAUCAAGCCUUUGAGACCUCAAAUAUGGUCGGACGCGCUCCUCCAAGAAGGGCGCCCUUCGCAGACACUGGGCCCCGAGCGACACUUCCUCCAGCAUGUUAUCUCUUCUCUGAUCAGGAGCAUACUGGAUGAUGACGCCUUUACCCGCUCUCUGCUUACUCUGGCAUCCAAACCCCUUUUCUACAAACCUAAAGUCAUCUUCUCCACUCCUUCGCCAAUACCCCAACCUCUGAUUGGCUUGGAAGAGACAAAUCCCGAACUUCACGUUCGCGCUGACAGCUUGGGAACGGCGGCAGGCUCCGGGGCGAAGCUGAAAAUGCCGCCGCGCGCUGAACGCAUACCGCUGGCCGUGUUCAAUGAUAUAUUACUCAACACCCUCCAGAAUGUGAUGGUGGAGGCAGUCAGAGGAGAUCUGGACCUCACGGAGCAUCACAGAGUAUCCUCACCAAAUGUCUCUGUCAGAUCCAGGAGGUACCCCAUUGCCAAAGUCAAGAAGGAUGACAAGGAGACAAUCCAGAACAAAGCAACACAGGCUGAUUUAGAAGCCUCGCCAUCAACAGAAUAUCACACAGACACGUGUUAAAUAUUUUAGUAUCGGCCCUAGCCACUAUGGCACCCUAAGUCAAAUUUUAUAUGGUGUCCCCCUCCAUCAACGAUUUACAUAAGCUUACAAAAAGUCAAAUAGCGAUAGUUUCUAACAUAGCUUUUCAUUUAUAAGAUAACAUGCCACAAAAUUUUAAACAGAACAUUUUCUUCAUUUCAUUACUGUGUCUUUACUGACAAACAAAUCAUGCGAGUAACUUGCUGUUGCGAUACCUAAUGGGACAAACCAAAAGUAGCAACAACUUGAUCUCUCUUUCUCCCAUUUACCUUCAAUUUUUGUCUUUUGCUCCUGUGUUCUGAGUCAUUGGGCCAUUUUGACAUGUUUCCAAUGUUCUCUGGGGUCACAUCAAUAAAUUUGCCUUCAGCAAAAGAAGGGAGUAUUUGCUGUUAUCAUUUGUAAUAAUAUGAAUUCAGCAUUUCUUUAAAUUUGAAUCUAUUUCCAAGUUAAAAGUUGUCAAGUUAUUGGAAAUGUGUGCACCUUCCCCACUUGAAAGAGACUGAUGCAGAUUCAGUGAUGGAAGAUUUCAUCUGGAUUCUACUCAGUGACCGAGAAACAUUUUCCUUUUGUCUCAUUUCAUUUUAAUCUAAUUAUAUUGACAGUGAUCCCACCCCGCAUGAGGCAUUAGCUAAGCCCACCCUAUGGGCGGACUGGCCCUGUAUCAACUUUGGUGUUUCUGUGCAAAUAUGCAAUUCCAACCAUCUGACUUAUUCAAACUGGUCCAAACAAACUAUUCAAUUGAAUCAUGUGGGACAAUUUUAUUAUGAUGAUCUUCAAACAUAACAA